AUCUUUAAGUCAAUAUGUCCUACGGAGCAAAAGCAGCAGAGAGAUUAGCCAACAAAACCAUCUUAAUCACUGGAGCAUCCAGUGGUAUCGGUGAAGCCACCGCCAAGGAAUUGGCUGCGGCCGCCAAUGGACAAAUCAAACUUAUCUUGACCGCUAGAAGAGCAGACAAGUUAGCCCAAGUCACCCAAGACCUCAAGAGUGCUUAUCCAAACAUCAAGAUCCACACUCAACAACACGAUGUUUCCAAAACUGAAACCAUUGUUCCUUUUGUUGAAUCCAUUCCUGAAGAGUUCAAGGACAUUGAUUUCUUAAUUAACAAUGCCGGAAAAGCCCUUGGUAGGGAACCAGUGGGGGAAAUCUUGACUGAGGAUAUCUUGGGCAUGUUCGAAACUAAUGUGUUGGGAUUGAUUGCCUUGACCCAAGCAGUAUUGCCAAUUUUGAAGAAGAAGAACUCAGGUUCUAUUGUCAAUAUCGGGUCCAUUGCUGGCCGUGAUCCAUAUCCUGGUGGAGGAAUCUACUGUCCUUCCAAGGCUGCUGUCAAGUCUUUUUCGCAUGUGCUUAGAAAGGAAUUGAUUAGUACUAAGAUUAGAGUGUUGGAAGUUGAUCCAGGUGCAGUUGAGACUGAAUUUAGUUUAGUUAGAUUUAAGCAAGAUAAGGAUGCUGCCAAGGCAGUCUACAAGGGUGCUGAACCAUUAGUUGCAGAAGACAUUGCUGAAGUUAUCGUGUUUGGCUUGACUAGAAGAGAAAACACCGUCAUUGCUGAAACUUUGGUCUUCCCUACCAACCAAGCUUCUGCUACUCAUGUCUACAAAGCUCCUGAAUAGAUCUAUAGAUUGUAUAAACUCUAUGAAGUAUAACCUCUACUUAGUAUAAAUUGUAAAAUUCUAUAAACCCCACCCCCCACUUGAGUCCCCCCCACACACACUACAAAAAAAAAACAAAAAUCUAUACAUUGUAUUUCCCCACGGCAUUUUCCACGGAAACUCAAACUGAACCAACAACUACAUCAAUAAGCAAAUGUCCUACGGUAUUAAAGCAGCAGAAAGACUCGCAAACAAAUCAAUUCUCAUCACAGGUGCAUCAUCAGGCAUAGGCGCCGCCACGGCUCGCGAAUUCGCCCAUGCAUCGCGAGGCCAAAUCAGCUUGAUCUUAGGGGCCCGUCGACAGGAACGACUCCAACAACUUUCCCAGUCAUUAACCACGGAAUACCCUAAUAUCAAAGUCCACACUGCGUUUUUAGACGUCACUAUCAAAGAUAGCAUUCGUGAAUUCGUCAAUGGGAUUCCAGGUACUCCUGAUGUUCUUGUCAACAAUAGUGGGAAAGCCCUUGGUCGGGCAAACGUUGGUGAGAUUACCGAUGAAGAUAUUCGAGGUAUGAUGGAGACAAAUGUGGUCGGGUUGAUUAAUAUGACCCAGGAGAUCUUGCCCAAGAUGAAACAACGUAACACGGGAACUAUUUUCAAUGUCGGCAGUAUUGCAGGUUGGGAUGGGUAUGUUGGUGGUAGUGUUUAUUGUGCUCUGAAGGCCGCUGUGCGGUACUUUACUGACUCGUUGAGAAAGGAAUUAAUUGAUACGAAAGUUCGAGUUUUGGAAGUCAACCCUGGUGCUGUGUUGACCGAGUUUUCUUUGGUUAGAUGUAAAGGCGAUGAACAAGCCGCGGAUAAAGUUUAUGAGGGAACCGAACCAUUAACUGCAGAAGACAUUGCUGAGAUUAUUGUGUUUGGAAGCUCAAGAAGGGACAAUACGGUGAUUGCUGAGACUAUAGUGUAUCCCCAACAUCAAGCAUCGCCGGUGCACAUAUAUAGGAAAUGUUAAAAGCUCAAUUGUUCCAAGGUCUUGGAAAGCUUUGCAGCUCCAUCAAUAGCAGUGUUGUUGUCGAUUGAAACCUUUGGUCGAUUCAUUUCCAAUCCUGCUAAUAAAAUACAGGCUUUACAUAUUUUGUUUGACGAUAAAUAACCACAUUUUUCACAGAUAUUUCCGUCUUUAAACUCUUGCUUCUUAGGUAAGGAAACCGACCCAUCGGAGUUGAUCUCAGUUUCGGCAUUCAACUUCUUCUUGUUCUUGUACAGAACAGUAGUCUUUUUCUUUUUUGGAGCCAAACUUAGGUGUUCACCACUGUAGAUAAUAUCCAUAAUACAAGAAGGUCUGAUUGCCUCCAACGACUUCAACAACUCUCUCGCAGUACCUCUGAAUGCUUCAGGAGCAUACGAACAUUCGGUACUAAAGUAAUCCAACUUUUUGUAAUGGGCAUACAACACGAUUUCCUUUUGAUAAGUAUACUUGAACGGCUUGGAACGUUUGACAGGCGAUCCCACACUUUCAGUCAUGAUGCUGCAACUCUUUUCUAAUCUGGCAACAUCACCUCUAAGGAUAUUCAUCAACACGGUCUCGGCCAUAUCAUCGGCAUUAUGGCCUGUGACGACAUGGUUGAUGCCUAGUUUAGCAGCACCUCGAUCGAGAGCUUGACGACGCAAUACACCACAAUAAGUACAAGACGAACGUAUACCGGCACACGACACGAUUUCAUCCAUGGUCCAGUCGUAAAGAUCCUUGUAUGACACGAUUUCAAGGGGCAUCUGGUACUGUUUCUGGUUACGUUUGACCGUGGCAAGUGAGUCAUCACGAUAUCCUUUGAUACCUUCGUCGAUACUAAGCAAGACCAAGUUCAAGCCGUAGUUAUAUCUCUCAUUAAGAGUUUUGAGAAUAGAUGCUAGCACCGUGGAGUCUUUACCACCAGAAGCACCAAUAGCUACUGAAUCACCAGGGGAGAAUAGUUUGGCACUGGUUAUGGUGUUGUGAAUUUCGGUUUCAAAUACAUGGUAGAAGCAUUCCUUACAUAGUUUUUGUAAGUUCUUGGGACGUUUCAUGACAGCUUUACGGGAAUGACAUAGCUCACAGAGAGCAGAUACUUUGAUCGGUUUCUUUUCCAUGGUGGUGGUGGUGAUAGUGGCCAU
This is a messenger RNA of Spathaspora passalidarum NRRL Y-27907, 2954 nucleotides long. Its product is annotated as NADP(+)-dependent dehydrogenase. Gene Ontology annotation, molecular function: oxidoreductase activity. Gene Ontology annotation, cellular component: cytosol. The record is from RefSeq and is a predicted model, not a curated record. Lineage: Eukaryota; Fungi; Ascomycota; Pichiomycetes; Serinales; Debaryomycetaceae. The coding region runs from base 15 to 824 and encodes 269 amino acids. The transcript has a single exon.